Molecule: messenger RNA, 2874 nt
Organism: Etheostoma cragini (Arkansas darter)
Lineage: Eukaryota; Metazoa; Chordata; Actinopteri; Perciformes; Percidae
Exons: 2
Coding region: 504-1301 (265 amino acids)
Source: RefSeq, a predicted model, not a curated record
CAUAUUUAAGGUUUCUGGUGGAGGAUGGAUUUAAAAUAUCUCCCUGUUUCUGCUACAACUUGAUGGCUGGUGAUCACCCAGAAUAACUGGGCUCAUCGUGGGACUGGCCUGAACACAGCCAGAUUCCCACGACCCCUCCUCUACACGCACGCACAAACACACACACACACACACACACAAAUCAAAACACAACUGCAGAGCCGCGCAAGCAGUGAGGACACAGAGGCAGAGCGGCUUUGCACCACUUUUAGUAAGACUGUUUUCACUAAAAAAAAAGCUUCAUUUCAGGAUCCGCAGCGCCUUCUUUUGCGCUGCGCACUGGCUCACACAGUAGAGAAAAGGAUGAAAAACCUCCUAAUGUGAAUAGGAAUACUGCAAAAUUCUGGAUUUAACACACGGAGGAGUGGGAGGAAUAACGCAACUCAUGGUUAUUUAUUUUGAUGAUGCCGAGGAGCCAGUUUCUGCUUCGGAUUUACGUCCAAAAACAAGUCUGAAGCCAGAGGAUGACAGCAGCCGGUCCUGUCUGCAGCCCCGCCUCCUCCCACUCUUCCCAGCCAUCACCUGUUUGCCUCCCAGCAUGCCAGAGACACCUGAUGAAAGGCAAAUCCCUCCAGACCAAACUGCCCUUGCGCUCUGCCCCAGGUGUGUGGCUCCUGCUGGGUGCAGUGGUGGUUUUGGUUGGGAUGGCUGUUGCGGUGGCAGGCUACGUGUCCGCAGCACCAAAGCCCGUCAGCGUCAGUCGAGGCAGCACCCACAUUGAGCGGAUGAAACUGGCUGGCCCCGUGAUCAUGGGAGUGGGCCUGUUCAUCUUCAUCUGCGCCGCCACGCUACUGUACGAGAACCGGGAUCUGGAAGUCCUCAGACGAGAGUCACCUGAUGAUCUUGAGGAUCUGAAGGGAGGAGACGGCUGGGAGGAUUUGCAGGAGCAGCCCAGCAUCAGCUGUCAGGAGCAGUGGGAGUGCAAAGAUGGAGAGCAGGGAUCCUGGAGCGCUUUGACCCACGCGCUCCCACUGUCGAACCAGAACUGUGGAGCUCCUCUUAACCCACCUCACAGGAACACACACAACACUGGCAGCAUGCCAUCACCGCCGCCUCCUUCAGAUGCCGGAGGUGGAGAUAGGGAGGAGGUGGAAGAGCAGGAGAAGGAGGGAAGAUCCACUGUGUUGGCCCGAGUUCUGCACCACAGGGAGCCAACUCCUCACCCUCCCUCCCCGUCCAUCUCCCACUCCUCGGUCUACUCAGACUCUUGCAACUCCAGUGAAAUCAACUUCAACAUACGGACAGGCUUUCCUCAACACUGAACCCCCCAACUGGAUCAACUUCUACUGUAUCAUAAAAUAUGCAUGAGAUUCAAAUGGAAGUUUCACGUGCAGACACACUAGGACAAGACUGUGCAUUCCUCAAUGAACUGAUGAAAUGUUUGUUGGUAUGUUUUAGUGCCUCCGAGUGGCGCAGUGACUCUGAGUCACUGUCUGUGAAGGGUGUUUUGUCCUACAUCGUUCUCUGACUCACCCACGUUUGAAAGAUUGAAGCUAUGCUGUUUGAUGUCAACUCGCCAUCUUGUUGUCUUUGAACUAACCCAUGCCCCAAGAAUCCCUAAAGCCACUGCUUGUUUGACCAUAUUUGGACGUGAGAAGGAUUGCUGAAAACUUAUUUGGGUGCAGUACUGGCAGAUGGACUCACUCCCUCUCUCUCUCACACACACACACACACAUGAAGUGGUACAACGUCUUCACUUCUUUGCUGGAGAGGUUUUUGUUAAGUGGAUGAGCCAGAUUAGGUUUUAAAUGAGUCUUUAUCUAAUCUCACACAUACUGUAAUCUACUCUUUAUCUGAGGAAAUUGCGUCUCGGUAUAAACAGGAGAAGCACACAGGGCCACACUCUUCCUCGACACCUACAUCCACGCUAUAAAUACCAGCUGCUGCGCUGUACACAUGCAAGUGUAGACUCCAGUUUCAGUAUUUUUCUGUAAUUCAACUUAUUUUUUUUUUUUAAUUCACAUUGUCAGCUGCUCAGUUUUCUCCCUUUUUCAUGUGUUGUGAGUUGAGAUAUAUAUAUACGAAUUUCAAUCAGAUGGUUGAUAGAAAAAAAGAGCAAUGACUGAAAGGCCAAAUCUGGUAAGGCUGUUAUGAGUUAUCCCUGACACAGCUUAACUGAGUAAAGCAAUCCUAUGGGUCGUGUAACUGAAGCCUCACUCUCCCACCAUUCCAACCUUUAAUCUGCUCUCGGUUCAUCAUCUGAUUCCUACGCUUUAUUCAAAUACCCCAUCCUCCAUCUCAAUCCUUUGCUUCUGCAAAACAUCAACAUAAGCAAAACAAUGCAAAGUAAAAUGUUUUUUGGGGUCCAAUUAAGUAAAAGUGAGCCCGUUUGAACAGUCUGAGAGGUAAAGGGGGUAGGAUUUUAAUUAUCGCCUGAAUUUUCUCCUCCAGCCUCUAAUUACACAGGGGAUCAGUCUGAAGGUUUUUAUAGGUGCUUUAGGACCGCAGAGUAUUUCCUUGUUGUUCAGGCCCAUGCUGGGAUCCUGCCAUCCAGAUGACGACUGAGACUGAAGCGUACAAUAAUUUUGAGCCUCACAUUUUACUCACUAACAACUCCUAGCUCUGUCUUUUUCUCUCUCACUCUGUCAAACACACACGCACACACACACACACAGAGACUCAGUAGAAAAUUUUGUGUAGGUACAUAAUGGCGUUAUAAGAUGCUGGAUGUAUUUCAGUAGCAGUUAUGAGUUGGGCAGAUGUGUCUGAAUCUUGACUAAAUCUUGUAACAAGCCUUCUUCACACUUAUAGCUGAGAAAAGCAGCUCUCUGCUCACUCACUCUCACACAUACACAAGUCCUUCUCACUGUGAGAGAUGCUCUGAUGUGUUUACAU